Solanum tuberosum (potato) is the source of this 1056-nucleotide messenger RNA. Its product is annotated as cysteine synthase-like. The record is from RefSeq and is a predicted model, not a curated record. The transcript has 9 exons. The coding region runs from base 61 to 975 and encodes 304 amino acids. NCBI's taxonomy places the organism in Eukaryota, Viridiplantae, Streptophyta, Magnoliopsida, Solanales, Solanaceae. Gene Ontology annotation, molecular function: cysteine synthase activity.
UCAUCAUAUUCCAUCUCAUUUUGUGUUGUCUUCACAAUUUAGCUUAUUGGAAGCACCCCUAUGGUAUAUCUCAACAAAGUCACCGAAGGUUGUGCUUCCCAAAUUGCAGCCAAAAUGGAGACAAUACAACCAUGCUCAAGUAUCAAAGAUAGGGUCGCAUUGAGUAUGAUCAAAGAUGCAGAAGACAGGGGACUGAUUACGCCUGGAAAGACGGUCCUCAUUGAGGUAUCCAGUGGAAAUACCGGCAUUGGUCUUGCAUCUAUUGCAGCAGCUCGUGGCUAUAAACUUGUGAUAGUGAUGGGAGCAAAAUAUAGUAUUGAGAGAAGGAUUAUUCUUAAAGCUUUGGGGGAUGAGUUAUACAUCACAGAUCCUGCCAAAGGUAUGGAUGGUAUGCUUCAGAAGGCCCAAGAGAUAAUAGAUAGAACACCGAACUGUUAUUUUCUUCAUCAGAGCGAAAACCCUGCCAAUCCAAAGAUCCACUAUGAAGCAAUUGGACCUGAAAUAUGGAAUUGUACGGGAGGGAAAGUUGAUAUUUUAAUUGCUGGGAUUGGGACUGGAGGCACAGUGACAGGAAUUGGAAGGUUUCUUAAAGAGAAGAAUCCAGAAAUAAAGGUAUAUGGUUUAGAACCAACCGAAAAUGCAUUUCUAAAUGGAGGACAACUAGGGCCACAUAAAACCCAAGGAAUUGGUCCUGGUUUAAUCUCACCUGUUCUCGAUCUCAGCAUCCUGGAUGAAGUUCUUCAAGUAUCUAGUGAUGAAGCUAUUGAAAUGACAAAGCUUCUUGCAUUAAAAGAAGGCCUGCUGGUAGGAAUAUCAUCAGGGGCUUCAGCUGCUGCUGCAGUAAAAGUAGCAAAAAGGCCAGAAAAUGCUGGGAAACUUAUUGUGAUUAUUAUCGCUAGUUCUGGAGAGCGUUAUCUUUCCACCGUGAUGUUUGAUUCCAUUCAAGAAGAGGUGGAAAACAUGACUUUUGAGUAACUUUAUGCUUCUUUGGAUUGAGAGAUAGGAAGUUAUAUGUAAAAACAACUGAAUUGUAAGCUCCUAAAUUGGUCUAAAUGG